Molecule: messenger RNA, 4885 nt
Organism: Uloborus diversus
Lineage: Eukaryota; Metazoa; Arthropoda; Arachnida; Araneae; Uloboridae
Product: RIMS-binding protein 2-like
Exons: 30
Coding region: 587-4885 (1432 amino acids)
Biological process (GO): neuromuscular synaptic transmission
Molecular function (GO): protein binding
Source: RefSeq, a predicted model, not a curated record
GAUCAGAAACCAACUCCACAAAACCCGAGAACCGGCUUGCACCACGGAAUAUAAUAAAAGAAAACAAAAACAAAAAAAGUCCGGGGAUCUAACCAAAAAAGAACAACACAAAAAUCCGAGCAAAGACGGAGACUAAAAAAAGGAAACUUGUGCUCGCAGGCGCCCGGCUGCUCAACGAGCUGCUCGCAUUGAUGUCAGACAGUACGAAACGCUUCAGAAGACCAACGAAACGCUGAGGCAACGAUUAGACGAGCUACUCAACACUGCACACGAGCUGCAAGAUGCGGAAAUUCGUUUGCAGGAGAGGGACUCGGAAGUUGAACAACUCCGGCAAGAAUUAGAUAAUAAGCAGCAUCUGUGUGCUGAUUUGGAGUAUCGAUUGACUCUAAUACUAGAAGAGCAUCAGAAGAUAGAAACACAGAAUAGGACGUUUCAGAGAUUGUUGAGAUACCUUGAAGUGCCAAUUGAAGAAUGUUCCGAUCAUUUGAACAGCUCUGAAGCCUUUGAGUAUCCAUUCACCCUGGCUAAGUCUGAAGUUGAAAGCCAACAAGGCAAAUCAAACAAUCUGGAGACUCUUGCAAAGCAUAUGAGAGAUGCCGCUGAAAGGCGGAAAGAGCUGGAGAGACAGCAUGCAGAUGCAGUUGCAGAACUACAGAAGAGGCAAGAUGAACUCCGGCACCACCACCACCAUCACCACAGUAAUAAAUCGGAGAAGCAGCAUGCUCAAGAAACUAUACAAUCACUUGAGUCAAAAGUCAGGGAACUGCAAAAGAAGUGUGAAUUGCAGAAUGUGUUGCAUGAGGAACUUGCACUUGAAAUGGCUGCUUUACGCCGCAUGCAAGCCAAGCAGUCCUGGAGGUCCCAAAGAUCUCAUUCUGCAGAUGUACCCAGUGAGACCUCCAAAUUUAGCCAAGAUAUGGACCUAUACUUAGUGGGGAGUGACACAAUUUUCAGUUCGAAUAGGAACCAAUCACUUUCCUCUUCUCUUCCAGUAUUAGAUAGGACACCAUCUCGCAGCCUAAAUGUCUCAUUCGAACCUUUCAACUCGAUAGCAAUUACUAGUCCUGGAACCAACAUGAUCUCUCCUGGUACAACAAUAUCCUCAUCUUCACCAGUUUCAUCAAAUGUUCUCAACUCAGCCUCAUAUGAAAUCGAUAAAAUAAUUGCUCGAAUCGAGCAAGAUAAUCGAAUCUUAGCUGAACUCGAAAGAUCACGAGCGACAGUAGGCUCUCCUGUAUCUUCUGCAAAUAUAGAGAAAUUGAAGGCACAGUUUGAAGAAGACCAUAAGCAGUCUAACAAUUUAAGUCACAGAUCUAACAUGAAAUCAUCUGUCACAAUGAAAGAGUUAGAUGUUCUUAUGGCCAAAUUAGAGCAGGAUAAUAGGAUACUUGCAGAACUUGAUAGGAAAAGAGCUAAUAUAAGCAACAGACGCCCCUUUUCAACGACCCCGCCCGGAAGCCGAAGUAGUACUCCUCUGACGGGUACUUCUUCGUUGUCCGGCAUGCAUGGGGGAAGUAUGUCACAGUCUGGAAAUUACAGCUCAACAUUACCAUUAUUACCCAGUAGCGCCCCCUAUGCCUCCACUCACGCCACCACGACCACAAAGUCCGAAGACAUGUACGGAGAAACGGAUUACAUCGAUCUUCCACACAGAGGCCAGUGCAAAGUGUACAUUGCUCGGUACAGCUAUGACCCCCUGAAGCAAUCACCGAACGAAAAUCCCGAAGCGGAGCUGAAAUUGACAGCCGGUGACUUUGUGCUGAUAUUUGGGGAUAUGGACGAGGAUGGCUUUUUUUCUGGUGAGUUACUCGAUGGGAGAAAAGGUUUAGUGCCAUCUAAUUUUGUAGAGAAACUAACUGGGGAGGAAUUAUAUGAAUUUCAAUCGCAAGUGUUAUAUGGCACAAGAGACUCUGAUGAUGGUAGCACCUGUUUCAUUUAUAAUGAUGGUGAUUUAUCUGGAGAUGAUCCUCAGUUGUUUUGCCAAAGAGAAUGUAAAAUUACAACUGAGGAUUUCCAUCGAAUGAAUGAUUACAUCGAUUUGGAAGACAUUGAUGACCUUGAAGAAGAUUAUUUGUCCGAUUUAGAAAGAGACGAAGGACCCGUCCCUGCACCUACUCGACUAGUCCUUGAACGACAACUGAAUAAAAGCAUUUUGAUUGGUUGGUGUCAACCGGAUGCUUCUCAAGGCAUUGUGGAAGCUUACCAUGUGUAUGUUGAUGGAGUACCCAAAGCCACCAUUCGUGCCAUCGAGAAAACUCGUGCUCUGGUGGAAGGAGUUGAUUGUAACCAACCUCACCGAAUUAGUGUGCGUUCGGUUAAUCCAUCCGGUCGUCAUUCUAGAGAUGCAGCUUGUACCAUUGUUAUUGGCAAAGAUAUUCCCCUAGCACCUAGUUGUGUUAAAGCAACCAAUGUUACAUCAACUUCGGCAGUGAUCAGCUGGUUGCCUAGCAACAGCAACUUCCAGCAUGUUGUGGCGAUCAAUUGCGUUGAAGUAAAAACUUUGAAGCCUGGAUUGUUUCGACACAAUAUUUCAGGCUUAGCACCUAACACAACUUACAAGGUAUCUGUUCGAGCUCGUCCUGCCCGUUUGUUUUUCAAUCACGAAAAUCCGAAAAGGAUAGGAUUGUUGACGUCGGCUAUUGAAUUUAAAACACUUCCCAAAGGUUGUAAAGGUCUUCCUGAACCACCUCUGGACAUACAAGUUGAACCAGGUCCCCAAGAUGGUACUUUGCUAGUAACCUGGUUACCUGUAACGAUCAACAAUAGAGGAACAUCGAACGGUGCUCCUGUAACUGGAUAUGCUGUUUAUGCUGGAGAUCGGAAAAUCAGUGAAAUUGAUAGUCCCACUGGUGACCAUGCUCUGCUUGACAUGAUGAAUCUCGCUCCUUUGAAAAAACGUACUGUGACUGUUAAAACUAAAUCUGGUGAUAAUUUAUCAAUAGACUCUAUGCCUUGCCUUAUUCCUGUAGAGUUGUUGAAAGGGGUUGCAGCUUCAAUGAUGCAGCAAGCAGAUGCGGAGCAGAAAGGAGAAGAAGAAGGGGAAAAGGAGGUGGCCCCCCGCCCCAGGAGGAGGUCCACGGGCAGCUCCGAUUCCGAAUCGGAUACCGAGCUGGCCGAGCUGCUGAAGCAUGUGGCCCGCAGGACGGCGGAAUUCGAUCCCGCCGCCGCGGCAGAAUUGUCUGCGGGGCAACAGGGAGCCAGAGUGGAAGAUUUGAUCGAAGAGGGAAUUCGGUCCGAACUUUCGGACAUUGCGGAAGAACCGGAGGACGAUAUGCAGCAUUCUGAUAGAAAAGACAGAAAAGGUCAGCAUACGAGGGACAGUAAAUCUCCGAAAGACUACGACAGGAGAUCCGACAGGAUCUCGGAUCGUCGAGACGACAGACACGACCGGAGAGAGGACAGAUAUGACGACAGGAGGGAUGACCACGAUCGUAGGGAUGACAGAAGAGAUAUGAGAGACGAUCGUAGGGAUGACAGAAGAGAGAGAGACAGGAGAGAUGACAGAUAUGACGACAGAUCCAGGAGAGACGAAAGAAGGGACGGCAGAAGCGAUGAUCGACGAGAUCGAUAUGGACCCCGUGAUUCUAGAGACACUGAUAUUUCACGCACAAAACAUUCCCAACCUCAUUCAGAUUCUAGGUCACACGAAAGGCAUCAUGGCCGCUCCUCUCCAACCAACAUGCAUCGGGACUCAAGGGAGAGGUCCUACGGAGGUAGACUCUCGGACCCCCGACACAACAGCUUGGAAGUGGAGAGGAGGAACUCUGCCGGUCAGGUUAUCAUUGAGCCGGAGGAAAAUCUUAGUGACAAGGAAAUUUACCCUUCAUCUGGUCAUGUGAUCCCAGCAAUAGAAAUCACUAGAGACAGUGAACUAGCUUCCCAUGAUGACUACAUGCGCGGAGGACGUCGCGGUCAGUAUCCUGACUCUCACAAAAGUCCUAGCCAGUACUACCCCAACGAACGAAUUCCUUCUCAUGGAGUUUCGCCCACCCCUCCCAGCCGCUAUCCCAGAAAUAGUGAGAACAGUUACUAUGGUCACAGGGGCCAUUCACGAUCCACAAGAGACGAUUACCAUGGAGACGGGUAUUCAGGCAGAUCGGUUCAUCGAAGCAGCAUGGAGAAGGCAAGAAUGUUCAUGGCCGUUUACGACUAUGAUCCUCAUGCUAUGUCGCCGAAUCCCGCGUUAGCCAAUGAAGAGUUAUCUUUUCAAGAGGGCCAGAUCAUCAAGGUAUACGGCGAGAAAGACGGUGAUGGGUACUUUACUGGAGAAAUCAAUGGAAGGAUUGGUUAUGUUCCAUAUAAAAUGGUGACUGAAAUUCCGUUAGAUGAAGAGGAAACUGCUCGCCAUUUAAUGAACGAUACCAUGUCAUCUCGACAUCAUCAUGGGGAUCCAAGUGAUCCAUGGUCUACUCUUCCAGUUAAAAAACUUGUUGCUUUGUAUGAUUAUGACCCCCAUGAACUUUCUCCAAAUGUAGAUGCUGAGAUGGAAUUAGCCUUCAGAACUGGUGAUGUUAUUUAUGUGUAUGGAGAUGCAGAUGAAGAUGGCUUUUUUAUGGGUGAACUAAAUGGUGAAAGAGGUCUUGUUCCUUCCAAUUUUCUAACUCAGGCACCUUCAGACUUCAGAGAUUCAAGAAUGGCACAGUCAAGUCGUAGCAGAGACGGUGGAUAUUCGAAAGAUCAUCGAGACAACUCCCAGUAUAUGCGUUCUUCAGGACAUUAUCCAUCUUCUGGCAACCCCAGCAAAGAACACAUGCCUUCUGAUAAAACGCGAUACUCAGACAGGUCAAGUGUGGAACGCUCUGGCUACGACAGAUCCGGCGGCCAUCCCUCGGAUCGAGACAGAAACCAGUACAACGGAUCAGGGGGCUCGGGACAGCAUUGGUAG